This is a messenger RNA of Cryptomeria japonica (Japanese cedar), 1602 nucleotides long. Its product is annotated as triacylglycerol lipase OBL1. The transcript has 5 exons. The record is from RefSeq and is a predicted model, not a curated record. Gene Ontology annotation, biological process: lipid metabolic process. Bases 25 to 1449 code for a protein of 474 amino acids. Gene Ontology annotation, molecular function: triacylglycerol lipase activity. Lineage: Eukaryota; Viridiplantae; Streptophyta; Pinopsida; Cupressales; Cupressaceae.
CUGUGUAAGGGAAAAGUUGUGAAUAUGGAGACAACUGGUGACUUGAUAGCCUACCCUGAGAGGCUCAGUUUGUUGAAGCUGAUUCUGAGUGUAAUAUUUCCUUAUGGAUUAAGAUCCCACCUCACUAAAUAUGAAGAGCCCAUCAUACUACAGCUGGACCAGUACUGGAAAAUAAAGCUCUCACUUAUAUUGAUGAAAAUUGUCAAGUAUGUUGCAGGACCCUUGAAAGCAUUGGGUAUCUUGGUUGAAUUUCUUCUGAACCUGUUUGCUCAGAAUGGGGGAUUGUUAAGAACCCUGUUCAGUUUGUUAAACGGAAGCAUCAUCAUACCCAAGAGAGGAUCAGAGGAUUUUUUAAGUGUGAUUGGCCAUUUAGAGCGGUGCACAGAUCUGUAUAAGAGCAUCUCUGAAGAUGAUUUCUCAGUCAUGGAGGGUGGGGAUCGAGUGUUUGCAGAUAUCUCAGCAAUGGCUUCAACCUUAGCUUAUGAAAACAAGUUGGUUAUCAGGAAAAGAGUCAACCAGCACUGGAAGAUGCAUUUUGUGGAGUUCUUCGACUUCUGGGACGAUCACUUGCAGAAGAAAUCUACACAAGCAUUUGUAAUAUGUGACAAGGAAAUUGAUGCCAAAUUAAUAGUGGUGGCCUUUAGAGGAACACAAUUAUUUGAGGCAGAUGAUUACAUAACAGAUUUAGAUUUCUCAUGGUACGACUUUCCCCAAAUAGGAAAAGUCCAUUUAGGAUUUCUAGAGGCUUUGGGUCUAGCAAACCGUUCAAUUGAUAAGAAAUCCUCACUUCAUCUCGAAACACAAGACAACAAAAAACCUUUAGCCUACUUUGUUCUAUGUCAAAAGUUAAAGAACCUUUUACAAAUCCACAAAAAUGCAAAAUUCAUUGUGACAGGUCAUAGUCUAGGAGGAGCCUUAGCUGUAUUAUUUUUAGCAAUGCUAUUUGUGAACAAGGAAGAUAAGUUGUUAGAAAACCUAUUGGCUAUUUAUACAUUUGGACAACCUAGAGUUGGUGAUAAAGAAUUUGGAGAUUUCAUGAAUAGCAAACUAAAACAAUCCACACCCAAAUAUUUUAGAGUUGUAUAUUCCAAUGACCUUAUUCCAAGAUUACCUUUCGAUGAUGGCCUAUUCAUGUAUAAGCACUUUGGAGUGUGUCUUUACUACAACUGCUUUUAUUGUCAAAAGAAUCUUGUGGAAGCCCCCAAUAGAGAUCUCUCGUUGGUGUACUUCAUACCCAUAAGAAUAACUGCCAUAUGGGAAUUGUUACAAUCCUUGGUAUUACAUUAUAGUAAGGGAGAGAGCUUCAAGGAAACCAAACUUUCUAUUAUCUCCAGAAUAUUUGGAAUUUUGGUUCCAGGGAUUUCAGCACAUAGUCCAGUAAAUUACAUUAAUGCAAUAAGAUUGGGUCCUCCUAGAUUGAAUCCAACUUUGAGUAAUGUAAAAGGAUAAUAUAUCUUAUUUGAAGGAUGAAGUCUUACUAAUGUGAAUAGUUGAAUACAAAUCAUUCUUCACAUUGAAAGAAAGACAUUCACUUUGAGCCCAUCUUUUAGAUGGUUUCCACUUAUUUAGAAAAUUUUAUUAUAGAAUUAGGAUAUUCAAUUA